GUCCCCCAUGAAUGGCUUAUCUUUCUUAGAUUUUCGAUUUCCGUGUUAAACAAGUCUCUACUCUCUUCCCUUUCCUUCACCCACAGGCUAUCUCAAUUUCCCCCAUUUUCACUUUACUUCACUUCCAAUCUUCUCAAUUCUAAUAUCUAUCUAUUUGUUUCUGUAUUGGGUAUUCUUAAAAAAUCUCAUUUUUACAUUCUUGGCUUUCUGGGUGUGUCUAGUUUUGUUUUCUUUUUAAUUUUGAGGCUAAGAAAUGGAGCAAGAAGGGUCACUGGUGGUGGCGGCAGCGGCAGGGGCUGUAACGGUGGCCGCUCCGGCACCGGCGCCGACGUCUUUGGCGCCGGGGUUCAGGUUCCAUCCGACGGACGAGGAAUUAGUGAGGUACUAUCUGAGGCGAAAGGCAUGUGGGAAGCCAUUCAGGUUUCAGGCUGUUACUGAAAUUGAUGUUUACAAAUCUGAACCUUGGGAGCUCGCAGAAUAUUCAUCGCUGAAGAGCAGAGAUCUAGAGUGGUACUUUUUCAGCCCUGUGGAUAAGAAGUAUGGUAACGGUUCUCGACUUAACCGAGCCACUGGCCAAGGCUACUGGAAAGCUACUGGGAAAGAUCGUUUUGUUCGCCAUAAGUCUCAGACCAUUGGAAUGAAGAAAACACUUGUUUUCCAUAGUGGUCGAGCUCCUGAUGGCCAGAGAACAAAUUGGGUAAUGCAUGAGUACAGGCUUGCAGACGAAGAAUUGGAGAAGGCUGGGAUCGUGCAGGAUUCCUUUGUGCUCUGUAGAAUCUUUCAAAAAAGUGGUUUAGGACCGCCAAAUGGUGACAGAUAUGCACCAUUCGUUGAGGAGGAAUGGGAUGAUGAUAUAGCCGUGAUUCCUGGAGGAGAGCUGNCUGACGAAGUUGAAUUUGGAGAUGAUAUCUAUUUAGAUGGACAUGACCUUGAGCAGAUUCUUGGGACUGACACACCUGUGGAUGGUGCUCCACCUCCUUUCAACCGCUAUUGCGAGGAAAAUGCUAGCAACAGUGGGGGAACAAGUUACUCCUUUGAAGAUACAGAAAAAUGGCUUCAGCCACCAGACGAGCAGGAAUCAUUUGAUCCUGCAAUUGAAGAGAAUGCGAGUGCAAAUCCAGUCAAGCAUGAAUUCAUGAGUGAACCAAGCAAGAAUGUGAACUCUGAAGAUGUGGAUUACUUGUUUAAUGAACCAAUUGAAACUGCAACUGAUACCCUUCAAUUCAAUGAUGGGGCAUUCCUUGAAGCUAGUGAUCUAUCAAGACCCAUUGAUACGUCAAGUUUUGACAUGCUUGAGGAGUACCUUACAUUCUUUGAUGCAGACGAUGACUUCCAGAAUAUGGGUUUCAAUCCACCAAUGAUGAUUGGAGGUGAUGAUCAUGUUUCUGACUUAGCAUCUCUGGCUGACAAGAAUAUUGGCGAGGUAGCUGACCAACCUAUUGCACCCAGUGAAGAGCCUACCGAUCAGAAGACCAAUGUUGCAUCAUCCUCGAAACUGGAACCAUCUAAAUUUGGAUCAGAUUAUAAGUAUCCAUUUAUGAAGCAGGCAAGCUGCAUGUUGGGGGGUAUUCCUGCUCCUCCUGCAUUUGCUUCAGAGUUCCCUUCAAAAGAUGCAGCUUUCCGUAUGAAUUCUUCCUCAGAAGCAUCCAGUUCAAUCCAUGUCACGGCUGGUUAUAUUCAAAUAAGGAACAUAACUAUGAGUGGGAAUGGAACAGAUGGGUUGGUGGGCAAGCAUGGGAAUUACAACAUUCUCCUAUCUUUUGGCUUGUCACAGCAUGCUGAUAGCUCCGCUAGCUUGGAAUCAGUAAUUAGUAUUCUUCCUGGGAAGACAAUUUCGACGGCAUCCUGGUGCUGGUUCUAUUAUCUGCUCUCUUGGAUCCUUAUUCUUUCCAUGAGCUUCAAAAUUGGGACCUUAAUUCGUGCCACUUAAGGCUUCAAAAAUAUAGGAAGCUUAAUCAAACCGGGCUCAAGCUAGUUUUUACUUGUGAAAUUCUUGGUAGGUUAUCUUGAUAUUGACUAAAGUUGCAUCAUUAUACAUGAUAUACCUAUAUUUUAGUUUUUAGACAUAAAGCGCAUUGGUGAAUACUGUGCUGUUGACAUUUAUGCGAUCAAACAUUAGUAAAUUAAGUGUUGCAUCGCAGACUUCACGGUGUAGCUUGGAAGCUGCAAAUACUCUUUUACAGUAGUCAAAUACUGUGAUUUUACAUAGAACCAAUGUCUUUAUUUCAGAUCUUCGCCAUGUCA
Nicotiana tabacum (common tobacco) is the source of this 2244-nucleotide messenger RNA. Lineage: Eukaryota; Viridiplantae; Streptophyta; Magnoliopsida; Solanales; Solanaceae. The record is from RefSeq and is a predicted model, not a curated record.